Seminavis robusta is the source of this 366-nucleotide messenger RNA. Lineage: Eukaryota; Bacillariophyta; Bacillariophyceae; Naviculales; Naviculaceae. The record is from the annotation of a GenBank genome assembly.
AUGAAGGUCUCCAUGCGACUGCUGCUGAUUGUUUUGGUAACACUUCUUGGUUCUGCUCUUGCUAGUUAUGGCUCGACGAGAGAGGAAAUCAUUGCCAAUCGAGAACGAAGGAAGGAGCAUCUCCAAAAGCUUUUGGAGGAAGCUCGUGAAACAAAAGAUAAUCAUGUUUCUGGCCGCAAGCUGCUUAGUGAGGAGGAACUCACAGCGGUGGAUCGAAAGAUAAAUGCGUUUGAGAGAAAGAUGGAAACCAUGCAGGGAGAAAUGGAUGAACGUGAAAUCGAGAGAGUGCUUCAACGUGAGCAGCUUCGUGCUGAAAGAGAUGAGAAGAGGCGCCGAGAACGGAGACAAAGAGCUUCAGAGCUCUGA